AUGGGUGGAAAGUACACCUUGAGCCAAGAACAUCCUAAUAGCCUGCGGCACAAAUACAACUUUAUUGCAGAUGUGGUGGAGAAGAUAGCUCCUGCUGUGGUUCACAUUGAAUUAUUUCGCAAACUUCCUUAUUCGAAGAGGGAGAUUCCAGUUGCCAGUGGCUCAGGGUUCAUCGUCUCAGAAGAUGGACUGAUAGUGACAAAUGCCCAUGUCGUCACCAACAAAAACCGGGUGAAGGUGGAACUGAAGAAUGGUGAAACGUAUGAAGCUAAAAUUAAAGAUGUUGAUGAAAAAGCUGACAUUGCACUAAUUAAAAUAGAUUCUCAGGGUAAAUUGCCAGUUCUUCUGCUUGGUCAGUCUGCAGACUUGAGGCCAGGAGAAUUUGUGGUCGCGAUUGGAAGUCCAUUUUCCCUUCAAAACACAGUGACUACAGGGAUCGUUAGUACCACUCAGCGCGGAGGGAAGGAGCUGGGGCUCCGCAACUCCGAUAUGGACUAUAUUCAGACUGACGCCAUCAUCAACUAUGGAAACUCCGGAGGACCCCUAGUAAAUCUGGAUGGUGAAGUCAUAGGAAUUAACACAUUAAAAGUUACAGCAGGGAUCUCCUUUGCUAUCCCAUCGGAUAAAAUCAAAAAGUUCCUAACUGAAUCCCAUGACAGACAAGCUAAAGGAAAAGCUAUAACCAAAAAGAAAUACAUUGGCAUACGAAUGAUGUCCCUAACUCCUAGCAAAGCUAGAGAGCUGAAGGAUCGCCAUAAAGACUUUCCUGAUGUUGUCUCUGGGGCCUAUGUUAUUGAAGUAAUUCCAGAAACACCAGCUGAAGCUGGUGGCCUGAAGGACAACGAUGUGAUUAUAAGCAUCAAUGGACAGUCGAUAAGUUCAGCCAGUGAUGUCAGUGACAUUAUUAAAAAGGACAGUACGUUGAACAUGGUCGUACGCAGGGGCAACGAAGAUGUUAUGUUAACAGUAGUUCCUGAAGAAAUCGAUCCCUAACCAGAAACAUGAGCUGGAUUUCAUGUUUUCUUUUAACAGCAUUGGACUGCUUAUAUUCUCUCUGUGCUGGUACAGGAAACGUUAGACUUCUGACCAACAUUCUGCUUGUUCAGUGGAUUAGUAUUGGCCAACAGAGUAACUUCUAAUAGGUUUAAGGUGCAAAAUCAGUGUAAUUUCACAUACUCCAGAUGAUAAUUUUUUUCCUUCUGUAUUAUGUAUGCAAUGUAUUCUUUACUGGCUAUUACAUUCCCCGCUUAACAAAUCGACGUUUGCUUCCCUGUGUUUGAAUCGAUUUACCAUUAUUUCCGCUAAGAUUUAAACAAAACCCACGCACACAAUGUGUGUUGUGGUAUUCGGGUAUUUAUAGGUUAGCUGUGUUUCAACUGGAAAUACCAUUGUAAAGUAGUUGGUUUAAAAGAAAACGUAAUUGGGAAAAAAAAGUUUGGUUUACAAACAGAAAGAAAUCCCAACCAAAAUAACCCUUUGAGGAACCCGUGCAGGAUUUUAAUACUAUGAUAUUUUCCUAGUGUUAUUAAAAGAAUUCAACAGUA
Tauraco erythrolophus (red-crested turaco) is the source of this 1544-nucleotide messenger RNA. Lineage: Eukaryota; Metazoa; Chordata; Aves; Musophagiformes; Musophagidae. The record is from RefSeq and is a predicted model, not a curated record.